UCUCCUCUCUGUCUCUACAGACUUUUGUGUCUUCUUCUUCGUUACAAUGGGACACAUACGACUGAUGUUAUGUCUGUUGAGCGCAGGAUUUGUCAAAUCUUCAGUGUCACAACUACGAACAUUUAAUGUUUCUUCUAAAAGAAUGGAAAGAACUGAGGCAUCAGAAUAUUGCACAAAGAUGGGCAUGAAACUUGUCACUGUGUAUGAUGAAGAUGAUGUCAAAUUUGUAGUAAAUUUGGGCAACUCAAAUAUUGGUGUCUGGGUUGGCCUGUACAGAACCACAUGUAACAGUGACACAGAUGCAGACCCACCAAAGUGUCCAGCUACUCCAAAUACCAUGCGUGAUUGUUCUGAUGAAUUGCCCUUUAAAUGCAGCCAAAGUUCUAAUGAAACGGGUGUGGACCUGAACUGGUGUGCAGCUAGACAGUACUGUCAAUAUCACUCUUUGGGUGACCUGGCAAGUAGUGAGAGCGAAUCGAAAGACAGGUUGUGGAUUUUAGGGGAAAUCACUGAUGACUGGAAAUGGGAGGAUGGCGGUUGUUCCACAUAUCGUGAAUGGGAAGAAAAUCAUUCUCUCAAUGGAAACUGUGAUGCUGCUGUUACAUCUAAUUAUAAGCUCAAAUCUCAUGGAGAUGGUAGUAGAAUCCCACCAAUGUGCUCUAAAGGUGAUUUGAGAAUAGUGGUCGUCAACAAAACAAGACUAACAUGGAAGCAGGCUCUGGAUUAUUGUGACAAAAAACACUCCGGGCUGCUGCAGAUCCUCACCCCUGAGCACCAGAAAUCAGUGGAGCUGUGGUUAAGUAACACAGGAUACACUGAGACAUUCUGGGUGGGGCUGAGGCAGAGUCGAGUGUUCGGAUUCUGGAUAUGGAAAGACACAAUGGUGAACAGCAGUAACUGGGCGAAUGGGGAACAGCCCGUGAUGCCCCUGUCUCACCAGUGUGGGGUCAUCCAGGCCCCCGGGUACACAUGGAGAGAUCACAACUGCCUGCACCCUCUGCCCUUCAUCUGUCAGGAGAUGAUUGUCCGGUUAAACAAGGACUGAAGAUGCCACGUAAAGACACAUUUUAAAUUUGAUUUGAGGUCAAAAUAUGUCUGCUGUAUGCUGUCUGCAUCUAAUUAAAGAGUUCUAUUGUCCCAUAGCCAAUAGUCUGUUAGCUUGAUUGUUGUUGUAAG
Messenger RNA from Periophthalmus magnuspinnatus, 1176 nucleotides. RefSeq lists its product as uncharacterized. The record is from RefSeq and is a predicted model, not a curated record. The coding region runs from base 47 to 1045 and encodes 332 amino acids. The transcript has 5 exons. NCBI's taxonomy places the organism in Eukaryota, Metazoa, Chordata, Actinopteri, Gobiiformes, Gobiidae.